GGGGCCCAGCCGGCCGCCCGCCAGGAAAUGCCCAGGAGUCUGUGUCACCUGCCCCCGACGACUUGUUGGUUCCCUGGAGCGCUGCCUUCUAGCGCAGGGCGCCCCCCCCGAGACCUGAGGACCGUCUCGCUUAUCUGCUCCCCCGGCGCGGCCCGGGGAGCUGCUGAGACACUCCUGGGAACGCUCGCCCCUCUAAUCCACAGCCAUGAGCAAGCUGGGCAAGUUCUUUAAGGGGGGAGGCUCUUCUAAAAGCCGAGCCGCUCCCAGCCCCCAGGAGGCCCUGGCCCGACUUCGGGAGACCGAGGAGAUGCUGAGCAAGAAACAAGAGUACCUGGAAAAUCGAAUCCAGAGGGAACUCACCCUGGCCAAGAAGCACGGCACGCAGAAUAAGCGAGCUGCAUUGCAGGCACUAAAGAGAAAGAAGAGGUUUGAGAAGCAGCUCACUCAGAUUGAUGGCACACUUUCCACCAUUGAGUUCCAGAGAGAAGCCCUGGAAAACUCACACACCAACACCGAGGUGUUAAGAAACAUGGGCUUUGCGGCAAAAGCGAUGAAAGCAGUUCAUGAAAACAUGGAUCUGAACAAAAUAGAUGAUCUGAUGCAAGAGAUUACAGAGCAACAAGAUAUUGCCCAAGAAAUCUCAGAAGCCUUUUCUCAGCGGGUCGGAUUUGGCGAUGACUUUGAUGAGGAUGAGUUGAUGGCAGAACUUGAAGAAUUGGAGCAGGAAGAAUUAAAUAAGAAGAUGACAAAUAUCCGACUUCCAAAUGUGCCUUCUUCCUCCCUCCCAGCACAGCCAGAGAGGAUGCCAGGGAGAAUGUCAGCCACGGCCUCCACUGCACAUAGAUCCCGAGCAGCAUCAUCCAGGAGGGCAGAAGACGAGGAUGAUGAUAUCAAACAAUUGGCAGCUUGGGCAACUUAAACUAAAAUGGAAUUCGUGGACACCUGAAUUAAUGAGCUGUACAUAAGACAUAAAAAAUGUUUUUGCCUUGUUCAGAAGUUAACAAAGGCCCUGUUUUAUAUUCACACUGGAUCAGUAAUUGUCUUUUAAGCCUUAUAAAUAAAAGUUACAAAGAA
Messenger RNA from Lutra lutra (Eurasian river otter), 1074 nucleotides. RefSeq names its product charged multivesicular body protein 4C (gene CHMP4C). NCBI's taxonomy places the organism in Eukaryota, Metazoa, Chordata, Mammalia, Carnivora, Mustelidae. Gene Ontology annotation, biological process: late endosome to vacuole transport via multivesicular body sorting pathway; vesicle budding from membrane. The transcript is spliced from 5 exons. The coding region runs from base 206 to 919 and encodes 237 amino acids. The record is from RefSeq and is a predicted model, not a curated record. Gene Ontology annotation, cellular component: multivesicular body; cytoplasmic side of plasma membrane; ESCRT III complex.